Moneuplotes crassus is the source of this 1020-nucleotide messenger RNA. The record is from the annotation of a GenBank genome assembly. NCBI's taxonomy places the organism in Eukaryota, Ciliophora, Spirotrichea, Euplotida, Euplotidae.
AUGGAAUCUAAAGCAGACACUCCUGACGCUGAAAUGACUGUGUCAGCAUCUCAAAGUGAAGACAAACCUACUUGCAUCAUUGUUAUGGGAAUGGCAGGCUCUGGUAAAACUACCUUCGUGAAGAGACUAUGCUCAUAUCUAAGUGAAAAGGAGAAUAAGAGUUAUAAUAUUAACCUUGAUCCUGCUGUUAUUCAGUCUCCAUUCCCAGCUCAUAUUGAUAUUAGAGACAGUGUUAAAUAUAAGCAAGUUAUGAAGAAAUACCAGCUAGGGCCAAAUGGAGCAAUUUUAACCUCACUGAAUUUAUUUGCUACUCAAUUUGAUCAAGUCAUUGGAUUAAUUGAGAAAAAGCAAGGAGAUUUCAAGCAUAUCGUAAUUGACACUCCAGGGCAGAUAGAAGCCUUUUCAAUGAGUGCAAGUGGACAAGUCAUCACCGAAUCGCUAGCAUGUUCUUUUCCUACAGUGAUUGUUUAUGUAAUAGACACGGUUAGAGCUGAAAAUCCAAAUACUUUUCUGUCUAACAUGCUUUAUGCCCUGAGUAUAAUGUAUAAGACAAAGCUUCCUCUUGUCUGUGCCUUCAAUAAGACUGAUAUCUUGAGCCAUGAAUUUGCCCUCACUUGGAUGAAAGAUUUUGAGGAGUUUGAAGACGCUCUUAAUUCUGAUAAAUCUUAUCUCAGCACUUUGUCUAGAAGCAUGAGCCUUGUCCUACAGGAAUUCUACGAAAAUCUUAAUUCAUGUGGUGUAUCAGCAAUGACAGGAAUUGGAUUCGAUUCCUUGCUUGAAUCUGUCCAGAAGGGUGCCAAAGAAUAUGCUGAGAUUUUCCUUCCUGACAUAAAGCAAAGAAUGGCUAUUAACGAGGCCCAAAAGAAGGAAUUUGAGGAUAAAAAUAUCCAAGAAUUUGAAUCAGACAAGAAGGAGGAAGAAAUCGAAGCAAAGGCGAAGGAAGAAAGCGAUGAGCUUAACAACAACCUUGAGAGCAUGUAUAAAGACUUUGAUUCUUUACUCAAGGACGUAAAUCAGUAA